Messenger RNA from Entelurus aequoreus (snake pipefish), 7793 nucleotides. RefSeq names its product echinoderm microtubule-associated protein-like 6. Bases 376 to 6237 code for a protein of 1953 amino acids. NCBI's taxonomy places the organism in Eukaryota, Metazoa, Chordata, Actinopteri, Syngnathiformes, Syngnathidae. The record is from RefSeq and is a predicted model, not a curated record. The transcript is spliced from 42 exons. Gene Ontology annotation, molecular function: microtubule binding.
CUAGCUGUUGAAGUGUCUAUCUGGACCGUCCAUCUGUUGUUUUAUUUUGAAGGUAAGGCCCGGAUGUGCUGCUGUUAAUCCCAUGGCGGUCACGUCCUAGCCAUUGACGUGUCUUAUCUGGACAGUCCAUCGGUUUUGUUGUGGUUCCGCUGCGGGUCUCUACCGGGUCACAGGGCUCUGCCGCCGGCAUGCGGGAACAUUUUCCGCCGGGAACAAGGCGCUGCUGACGGCCUGCUUGUCUAGCGUGCUGCGUUAAUCUGCUUUUGGACUGGAAGCAGCAAGAACCGGAUGAAGUGUAAAGUGUCAGCAGGUGCAUGUGUGGGGGAGGGGCGGUGACCUUUCCCACUUGUGUCCAGACUCCAGAUCUCCAUCAUCAUGGCCGACAAGACGGCACCACGCUGCCAGCUGCGGCUGGAGUGGGUGCACGGCUACCGGGGUCACCAGUGCCGCAAUAACCUCUUCUACACGGCCGGCAAGGAGCUGGUCUACUUUGUGGCCGGGGUGGGCGUGGUCUACAACGCCAGAGAACACGCCCAGAAGUUCUACCUGGGCCACGACGAUGACAUCAUCAGCCUGGCGCUCCAUCCCGACAAAGUCCAGGUGGCCACGGGUCAGGUGGGCAAGGAGCCCUACAUCUGCGUGUGGGACACCUACGCCAUGCAGACCGUCUCCAUCCUAAGAGACCUGCACACGCACGGCGUGGCCUGUCUGGCUUUUGACGCCGACGGACAGCGACUGGCCUCGGUGGGACUGGACGCCAAGAACACCUUGUGUGUGUGGGACUGGAGGGGCGGACGAGUCCUCGCCACGGCGACCGGCCACUCGGACAGAAUCUUUGAUGUGGCCUGGGAUCCACUUGUGUCCGGUCGAUUGGUCAGCUGUGGUGUCAAACACAUCAAGUUCUGGACUCUGUGUGGAAACGCUCUGACGCCCAAGAGGGGAAUCUUCGGGAAGGCUGGUGACCUUCAGACCAUCUUGUGUGUGGCCACCGCCAAGGAGCAGACCACCUACUCAGGCGCGCUCAAUGGCGACGUGUACGUGUGGCGCGGAAUCUCCCUGGUCAGGACCAUCCAGGCGGCACACGGAGCGGGAAUCUUCAGCAUGCACGCCUGUGAAGAAGGUUUCGCCACUGGAGGACGAGACGGUUGUGUGCGACUGUGGGACGUCGACUUCAAGCCCAUCACCAAAAUCGAUCUUCGAGAAGCCGAGCAGGGAUACAAAGGUCUGUCCAUCCGUAGCGUCUGCUGGAAGGCUGACCGCAUCUUGGCAGGCACACAGGACAGCGAGAUUUUCGAGGUCAUGGUCCGGGACCGGGACAAACCGGUUCUGCUGAUGCAAGGUCACAGCGAGGGGGAACUGUGGGCACUGGACCUUCAUCCCAAGCAGCCAGUCGCUGCGACUGGGAGCGAUGACCGCUCUGUCAGGCUCUGGAGUCUGCCGGACCGAACCCUGCUGGCUCGCUGUAACAUGGAAGAAUCGGUACGCAGCGUUUCCUUCAACAACGACGGAUCUCAGCUGGCUCUGGGAAUGAAGGAUGGCUCCUUCACGGUCCUGCGAGUCAGGGACAUGACGGAGGUGGUGCACAUUAAGGACAGGAAGGAGGUGAUACACGAGCUCAAGUUCUCGCCAGAUGGCUCCUUGUUGGCGGUGGGCUCCAAUGAUGGUGUGGUGGACGUCUACGCUGUCGCCCAACGCUUUAAAAAAGUGGGCGAGUGCGGCCACUCCACCUCCUUCAUCACACACCUGGACUGGUCCGUGGACUCCCGUUUCCUGCAGACUAACGACGGCGCCGGAGAGCGCCUCUUUUUCCGGAUGCCAGGUAAAGUGCUGUCCAAAGAAGAGGCCAAGGGUAUCCACUGGAUGACGUGGACGGGUGUUCUGGGGCCAGAGGUUAACAGCAUCUGGCCUAAAUACUCCAACGUCACCACCGUCAACUCUGUGGACGCCAACUACAGCAGCGCCGUGCUGGUGACGGGCGAUGACCUUGGCCUCGUAAAACUCUUCAGGUUCCCGUGUCUCAAGAAAGGUGCCAAGUUCAAGAAGUACAUCGGCCAUUCUGCACAUGUGACCAACGUGCGAUGGUCUAAGGACCUUCAGUGGGUCGUCAGCACCGGCGGGGCCGAUCACGCCGUCUUCCAGUGGCGCUUCCUGCCUGAGGGUGUCAUGAACGGUGUCCUGGAACCCCUCCUCCAAGAGGGUUACGCCGACUCCAACAGCGGCGACUCAGACUCGGAUGUGUCCGACGUGCCAGAGAUCGACUCGGACAUCGAGCAGGAAUCUCAGCACAACUACGAGCGUCAGGUGUACAAGGACGACCUCCCGCAGCUGAGGAGGAAGCUGAUUGGUUCUCUGAAGAGGCAGAAAGCGCCGGAGGAGGGGCUCCACCUGCAAUUUGUUCAUGGGUACCGUGGCUUCGACUGCCGUAACAACCUGUUCUACAGCCAGAGUGGGGAGGUGGUCUACCAUGUGGCUGCUGUGGCUGUGGUCUACAACCGCCUGCAACACAGUCAGAGGUUCUAUCAGGGCCACGACGACGACAUCCUCAGCCUCACCGUGCACCCGCUGAAAGACUACGCCGCCACAGGCCAGGUGGGCCGGGACCCGGCCGUCCACGUCUGGGACAUCCCCACUCUCAAAUGCCUGUCGCUGCUCAAAGGUCACCACAGCAAAGGAGUUAGUGCGCUGGACUUCACGGCCGACGGAAAGAGUCUGGUGUCUGUGGGAAUGGACGACUUUCACUCCAUCGUCAUCUGGGACUGGAAGAAAGGUGAACGACUGGCUAAGAGCAGGGGCCACAAGGACAAGAUCUUUGUGGUGAAGAGCAACCCCUUCAGGAUGGACAAGCUGGUGACCUUGGGGAUGAAACACAUCAAGUUCUGGCAGCACUCAGGAGGCGGUCUGACAUUCAAACGUGGAAUUUGCGGGAACCUGGGCAAGCAGGAGACCAUGAUGUCUGCAUGUUACGGUCGCUCCGAGGACUUUGUCUUCUCGGGCGCCACCAACGGUGACGUUUACAUCUGGAGAGAAACCACGCUUGUGAAGACGGUCAAGGCCCACGACGGUCCUGUGUUCGCCAUGUGCUCCCUGGAUAAGGGUUUCGUGACGGGCGGGAAGGACGGUGUGGUGGAACUCUGGGAUGACAUGUUCGAAAGAUGUCUGAAGACCUACGCUAUCAAGAGGGCGCUCCUGUCGCCGUCCUCCAAAGGACUGCUGCUGGAAGACAACCCGUCCAUCAGAGCCAUCACUCUGGGUCACGGCCAUAUCCUGGUGGGGACCAAGAACGGAGAAGUUCUGGAGAUCGACAAGAGCGGUCCGAUGACGCUGCUGGUCCAGGGCCACAUGGAGGGCGAGGUCUGGGGUUUAGCCGCUCACCCGCUACUUCCUGUCUGCGCCACCGUCGGCGACGACAAAACGCUGAGAAUGUGGGAACUUUCUGCCAACCACCGCAUGGUUGCCGUGCGCAAGCUCAAAAAAGGUGGACGCUGCUGCGCCUUUUCUCCGGACGGCAAAGCGCUGGCGGUGGGUCUGAAUGACGGCAGCUUCCUGGUGGUCAACGCCGACACCUUGGAGGACAUGGUGACAUUCCACCACCGGAGGGAGCUCGUCUCCGACAUCCGCUUCUCCCAAGACGCAGGGAAGUACCUGGCCGUGGCGUCCCAGGAUUCCUUCGUGGACAUUUACAACGUGCUGACCAGCAAGAGAGUCGGCAUCUGCAAAGGAAUCAGAAGCUUCGUCACGCACGUGGACUGGGACUCUCGAGGAAAACUUCUGCAGGUCAACACGGGAAGCAAGGAGCAACUGUUUUUUGAGGCUCCUCGAGGACGCAGACAGAGCAUCAGCGCUGUGGAGUUUGACAAGCUGGACUGGGCCAGCUGGACUUCGGUUCUGGGUCCCAGCUGUCAGGGAAUUUGGCCAACAUACGGUUUUGUGAAUGCCGCAUCACGCACCAAGGACGGUAAAGUGCUCGCCACCGGGGACGACUUCGGCUUCCUGAAACUCUUCAGUUUCCCCUGCAGGGGUCAGUUUGCCAGGUCCAAGAAGUACGUGGCCCACAGCGCCAACGUGACCAACGUGCGCUGGGCCAAUGACGACGCCACGCUGCUGUCUGUGGGCGGAGCCGACACAGCGCUGAUGAUCUGGACCAGAGAGGCGGGUCACAAGGAGAACAAGGCGGUGGACAGUGAAGAAUCUGACGAUGACGUGGAGGAAGACGGAGGCUACGACAGCGACGUGGCGCGGGAGAAGGCGGUGGACUACGUGACCAAGGUCUACUCUGCCAGCAUUAGAAAGAUGACGGGAACUAAACCUCACCUGCAGCACAAGGAACUUCCUGUCGACGAAAGACCUGUGGUGAGUCGAGCAACACCACUGCCUGAGAAACUUGCCAAGAGCAACGUGAUCAAGACAAAGAAAGCGGUAGAAGAACUGCAGCUGGAACACGUGUUUGGCUACCGAGGCUUCGACUGUCGCAACAACCUGCAUUACCUCAACGAGGGCGCCGACAUGGUCUUCCACACGGCGGCCGCCGUGGUGAUCCAGAACCUUUCUUCCGGAAGGCAAAGUUUUUACCUGGAGCACACGGACGACAUCCUGUGCCUGACCGUCAACCAGCACCCCAAGUACCACAACGUCAUCGCCACGGGACAGAUGGGUGACAUCACGGACCUGCCAGGCUUUGCACCCUGCAUCCACGUGUGGGACGCCACCACCAAGCAGACCCUGUCCAUCCUGCGCUGUUCCCACGCUAAAGGUGUGGGCUACGUCAACUUUAGCGCCACCGGCAAACUUCUGCUGUCUGUGGGGGUGGAGCCUGAACAUGUGAUCACGGUGUGGCGCUGGCAGGAAGGUACCAGGAUCACCAGCACAGGCGGCCACCCCGAGCGCAUCUUUGUGGUGGAGUUCAGACCUGACUCGGACACACACUUUGUGUCGGUGGGAAUCAAACACAUCAAGUUCUGGACUCUGGUGGGAGGCUCCCUUCUGUACAAGAAAGGUGUGGUGGGCUCGGUGGAGGACGGACGCACGCAGACCAUGUUGUCCGUGGCCUUUGGCGCUAACCAGCUGACCUUUAGUGGCGCCAUCAAUGGGGACGUGUACGUGUGGAGAGAACACUUCCUGGUCCGGGUGGUGGCCAAGGCACACGGUGGUCCGGUGUUCAGCAUGUACACCACGCUGCGGGACGGACUCAUCGUCACCGGUGGAAAGGAACGUCCGACCAAGGAAGGCGGUGCGGUCAAACUGUGGGACCAGGAGAUGAAGCGAUGUCGAGCCUUCCAGUUGGAGAGCGGCCAGCCGGUGGAGAACGUGCGAUCUGUCUGCAGGGCCAAGGGUAAGAUCUUGGUGGGAACCAAAGACGGAGAGAUCCUGGAGGUGGGAGAGAAGAACGCCGCCUCCAACACCAUGAUCAAUGGACACACCCAAGGAAGCAUCUGGGGUCUGUCUGCUCACCCUUUCAAAGACGUCUUCAUCUCCGCCAGCGAUGACGGGAGCGUCCGCAUCUGGGACCUGGCCGACAAGAAACUGCUGAACAAGGUGACGCUGGGACACCCUGCCAAGUGCGUGUCCUACAGUCCCAACGGGGACAUGGUGUCCAUCGGCAUGGACAACGGAGAGUUCAUCAUCCUGUCGGUCAACUCGCUCAGCGUGUGGAGCAAGAAGAGAGACCGCAGUGUGGCCAUCCAGGAUGUUCGUUUCAGUCCAGAUAGUCGCCUUCUUGCAGUGGGUUCUCUUGAAGGCGCUGUGGACUUCUAUGACCUGUCUCUGGGACCGUCUCUCAACCGCAUCGGUUCCUGCAAGGACAUCCCGGGCUCGGUCCUCCAGAUGGACUUCUCUGCCGACAGCAAACACAUUCAGGUGUCCAGCAGCACCUACACUCGACAGGUCCACCAGGUUCCUUCAGGGAAGAUUGUGGCUGAGCCCUCCACCAUUGACAGGAUCACCUGGGCCACCUGGACCAGCAUCAUGGCCGAGGAGGUUCUGGGAGUUUGGCCUCGGAACGCCGACAAGGCGGAUGUCAACUGUGCCUGCGUGUCGCACGCCGGCCUCAACCUGGUGACCGGAGACGACUUUGGCCUCAUCAAGCUCUUCGACUUCCCGUGCUCCGACAAAUUUGCCAAACACAAGCGCUACUUUGCUCACUCGGCUCACGUCACCAACGUCAGGUUCUCCUGCGACGACAAGUUCCUCAUCAGCGCCGGCGGGAGCGACUGCAGUCUGCUGGUGUGGAAAUGUCAAUGAAGUAUUUUACGUUAGCUUCCUUCCUGUCUUUUACGUUAGCUUGCUUCCUGUCUUUUACGUCAGCUUGCUUCCUGUCUUUUAUGUUAGCUUGCUUCCUGUCUUUUACGUUAGCUUCCUUGCUGUCUUUUACGUUAGCUUCCUUCCUGUCUUUUACGUUAGCUUCCUUCCUGUCUUUUACGUUAGCUUGCUUCCUGUCUUUUACGUUAGCUUGGUUCCUGUCUUUUACGUUAGCUUCCUUCCUGUCUUUUACGUUAGCUUGGUUCCUGCCUCGCCGCUCUGAGGUUACGCUUAUAGCAGCACAACAUCUACAUCUACAGAUGUGAUAAUAUGUAGAUGUGAUAACAUCUGUAUAAAGUAUUUUACGUUAGCAUGUUUCUGGACUGCGACCAAACCAGACCAUUGCUCCAAAGCAGGACUUUGUUGUUUACCCAAACUCAUCCACACCAAGGACUUCUACCUCAAAGUCAUAUUGAAGGGCCACAAUUCAUGGUAGAAAUACUUUUGGAUGGUUACCAUAGCAACAGUCUUUUUGACAAAUACUAUUAUUGUAUGAGAGAGGCUAGAAUAGAUGGCAUGUGUAUUUUGUCUCCUGCUUGCAUGUUAGCUAAUGAUCUUUUCUCCCAGUGUUGGUUAUUGUCAUAUUUAUUUACACCUUACCAGCCUAGUUUAGCACAAGCAGCGAGCUAAGUCCUCAGAUAGUACUGCAUUCUAAGUGGACUACAAGUCCUCAGAUAGUACUGCAUUCUAAGUGGACUACAAGUCCUCAGAUAGUACUGCAUUCUAAGUGGACUACAAGUCCUCAGAUAGUACUUGUUGCGUUUGACCAGAUGUUCCUCCAAGUGGGAUGUAAAACGCUGGUCAGUCCCAAGUUCCUGAGAUGACAUAUAAACUGAACUCAAAGGUACCACCAAGCACAGUAUAGGUAUUUUGUAAUUUAUUGUCAAAUAUUUGAGAAUAGAGACCAGCCUCGAACAACACAUACAAAUGCGUAGCCCAAGUUGAUCUGGCAUUCCAAAGGAAAAAGCAACUCUUUUCACACAAAGAGUUGCCCCCCCGCCCCCUCCUCUCAACACUGAUAAGAAGAGAGACUUGAGGGUUGUGUUCACAUUCCUGAUGGUUUACGACCCUGUCUAAACAGGCAAUCUGAAGACAAAGAGAAACUGGUAUACAGAGUAUGCAUGGAAAAAUAUGAGCUGAUUCAAACAUGAUUAUGAAUAAAGAAAUAACUCUUAAACAUAUGCAUUAUCCACAUACUGCAUUCUAAGUGGACUACAAGUCCUCAGAUAGUACUGCAUUCUAAGUGGACUACAAGUCCUCAGAUAGUACUUCAUUCUAAGUGGACUACAAGUCCUCAGAUAGUACUGCAUUCUAAGUGGACUACAAGUCCUCAGAUAGUACUGCAUUCUAAGUGGACUACAAGUCCUCAGAUAGUACUGUAUUGUAUUUGUCAUCACUGUGUUUCAACAAUGUUUACACAAAUAAUAAUAAAAGUACUUUUUACAAUAUGGUGAGAAAUAUAUAUUGUGUGUGUUCUAUAGUCAUUCAAAAAAUCUAAA